Saccostrea echinata is the source of this 2561-nucleotide messenger RNA. Its product is annotated as zinc finger CCHC domain-containing protein 24-like. The coding region runs from base 70 to 747 and encodes 225 amino acids. The transcript has 4 exons. Lineage: Eukaryota; Metazoa; Mollusca; Bivalvia; Ostreida; Ostreidae. The record is from RefSeq and is a predicted model, not a curated record. Gene Ontology annotation, molecular function: nucleic acid binding; zinc ion binding.
CCAACAUCCAUCACUUGUCGAGCUGAUAGCAGAAAAUUCGGUUUGGUAGGGUGAUCCUCUUUGGCAGUCAUGGAUACUUACCAACAGUAUCCGUCCCAAAUGUUGAUGAAUUGGGGAGUUUAUUUGACUGACCAAGGAGCCAUGCAAGGGGGGCAGGGUGUCUACUCUGAUCCUUGGUCCAACCCCGUUUCGACAGUAAACACGGUCAACACCGUUACAUCUCUUCUGAAGAAUGGCCAAACUAUAUUUGGCCAGGAUUGGAAUACAGUACCCAUCAACGGCUAUAAUACUCACCCCUAUACAGCCGCUCUGCCAGCAGCCGGUUACGAUAACAUUAACGAGUUGGCGGAUCAGUUCUGUGAGCUGUCGCUAUCCGUAACUGACAGAAAACCCAAUAAACGUCCACCCAGCACCUACCUCUGCCAUCUCUGUUUUACCAAAGGUCACUUCAUAAGAGACUGCCCUCAGGCCAGACCAAAAGGGGAAGGACUGACACCCUACCAAGGAAAGAAGAGAUGUUUUGGCGAGUACAAGUGUCCUAAAUGUAAGAGGAAGUGGAUGAGUGGCAAUAGCUGGGCCAACACAGGACAGUCAUGUAUCAAAUGUAACAUCAUGGUGUACCCACACAAACAGCGACCCCUGGAUAUGCCUGAUGGACUGGACGUUUCUGACCAAAGCAAGGUCCACCCUCAGCAUCUUUGUGAGAAAUGCAAGAGCUUGGGGUUCUACUGUAGGAGAACUACAUAAAAAUCAUGUGCUUUCGAUCUCCUCUAAACUUCUUUUCUCAUAGUUAAAUGUACCCAUUAAAGUAUUAAUAUAUUUCUGUAAUGUUUGAAGAUUACCAAGCCUAUGCAUAGAUGUUGUCUUCUUAGUAAUAGUGUGUUAUGUUUUAAAGGUAAUCCCCCCCCCCCCAUAAUUUUUCAAAAAUUUACUUUUUUAUAGCUGAUAUUUACAUUGAUAGAAAUACCAAUUUAAAAGAAGGACACAUGAAACAAAAAGUGUCAGUCAUCUUCUAAAAAAAAAAAAACUGAAAUACCGGGUAUUAAAGUGAAAAAAAAAAUUGAAAAAAUACUUUUGAAAAAAAGUAAUUAAAUAAUGAUUUUUAUGAUUUUCCUUGUUUUCUCAUGUUAUGUUCCAUUUAAAAAUAAUCCAUAUAGUCAUGACUAUACUAAUAGUAAAAAUCCCAUUAAAGGGAGGCAACCUCUGUCAAUGUCAUUGUUUGUGAAAGAUUUUUGUAAGUUGAGUAUAUAUAUAUGCAUAGUUUUUACUGGUAUACCUUUUUGACAUAAAUGUUUAGAAUCAGGAUACAAAAGUGUCUGAUUAAGAUGAAGUGAAGAAAUUGAUUCAACUGUCAUAUCAAAUUAUCAACACCAGAUGGUUUGUAAAAAUUGCAUACCAUGAGCAUUAUAUGUUCUUAUUUGAUGAUUAAUUUGUUAUUUGAAAAUGUCUUAGCAUAUUCAAUGUAUUUUGAAAAAAAAUCAAACUUCAUAAAUUUCUCUUGAAGAAGAACUUGAAUAAUGUGACUGAAUUUACUAUGUGUACCGUAAGUUUUGGAAGAUAAGACGAUACUUUUUGUGUUUUGAAUUUGUUACAGUAUACAUCAACUCUUUGAUAUUUUGUACACUUUUUUUUUCUACUUCAUUUUGCAAUUUAAAGCAAAACCCAUUUUUCCACCAUUAAAAUUUACAUCCCAAUUCAAGGCAACAUAUGACAUAGUAACAAACUUUUGAUGCACUAUAUGCUAUUUCAAAGAUGAGAUCUGGGAUUUUGCACAUUCCUGAAGCACAUGACCCCAUAUAAAAAGAAAAUAUGUAAAUGUAUAACAUUUACAUUUAAAUCUGAUUAGUAUGGUCAGAAAAUACAAGAUUCAUAGUGAAGAUGCUUCCAAAGGCAGCUGAAACUUGGUAAACUGUGCAUCAUAUAUCCAUCUUUUGUGAUGAAACCAAGUGUCUGGCUGUUUAUGAUGAUUUACAAAUGUAAAGCAUAUAAUAAAAUUUGAAGGGUUAACAGUACUGUGCGUAAAUUUACUAGGUGUUUUUUUUUUAAUAAAUUUACUGGGUCAGUAGUUUAGGAAACCAAAGUGUUAUAUGUGAUAUAGUGAAGGACAUGUAUGUAAAUUUGGGAUCUUAACAUGGUAUUUCAGCUAUAUAUAUUAGGAAGACAAGAUUGAUUUGUAUAUGAUAGAGGAUCUGCUUUCUAAACACCAGAGCUAUUUGUAUAUAUUUGCUGUGGGUUUUAUAGUUUUUAUUUGAGGUUUCAUAUACUUUAAACAUUUCCAUUGUUGUGGUUUAUUUGUGUAUGGUGUAGAUAAUGUAAUAUAUUAUUUAAGUUUCUUUAUUUAGUUAUGUGUAGUUUUUUUUUCAUAUUUCAUCUUUUUACUUUUACCAAAGGAAGAGAAUGUGAUGAUAUGUAUAUAAAUUGAAGUAAUUGUGAGUGUCUCUCUAAGUCAAAGCAGGGAAUUGUAAGCCCAGAGACAGUGUCCUAUCGUGCCAAACAAGAUGUACUUAUCAUUUUCAAUUUCUGCAUGCUAUUUGUUGUGAAUUCAUUGCCAUUAAAAAUGU